This is a messenger RNA of Quercus robur (English oak), 420 nucleotides long. RefSeq lists its product as uncharacterized. The record is from RefSeq and is a predicted model, not a curated record. The coding region runs from base 1 to 420 and encodes 139 amino acids. NCBI's taxonomy places the organism in Eukaryota, Viridiplantae, Streptophyta, Magnoliopsida, Fagales, Fagaceae. The transcript has a single exon.
AUGGAGCAACUGACUAGGAGCUGGGAAGACAUGUCACUGUCAAACAAGGAGAGACAGGAUUUCACACUACCUGAGGAUCAUCGAAAGGGAGAAUUUGUGAUUGCGGCUAAAUUCUUAACGUCGCAUUUUCUUCAGAUGGAAGCGGUAGCAAGAACUUUCAAGCAGAUAUGGCGUUUCAACAAUGGAUUUAGAAUUCGCAAUCAAGGAAACAACACUGUCUUGUUUGUCUUUGAUAACCUUGCAGAUGUUGAUAAGAUCCUGAACAGCCAACCUUGGAGUUUUGACAAGCACUUGAUUAUAAUGCAAAGGUACACGAAUGAUAUUCCAGUCAAUGAGUUAGCUUUUAACAAAGUCCCUUUUUGGGUACAAGUCCAUGAUAUCCCCAAGGUUUUGAAACCCGGACCGUUUAUUGAACUGUAA